This is a messenger RNA of Pseudocercospora fijiensis CIRAD86, 1489 nucleotides long. RefSeq lists its product as uncharacterized. The transcript has 3 exons. NCBI's taxonomy places the organism in Eukaryota, Fungi, Ascomycota, Dothideomycetes, Mycosphaerellales, Mycosphaerellaceae. The record is from RefSeq and is a predicted model, not a curated record. Gene Ontology annotation, molecular function: branched-chain-amino-acid:2-oxoglutarate transaminase activity. Gene Ontology annotation, biological process: L-leucine biosynthetic process; L-valine biosynthetic process. Gene Ontology annotation, cellular component: mitochondrion. The coding region runs from base 70 to 1350 and encodes 426 amino acids.
GCGACUUGUAGCUGAUGAAAAGGGUCGGCGCAGGAGGCUACAGUGUGUUCUCGCUUCCCAUAACCAUCAAUGGCAUCCUCAUUACGAACGCUCCUGCCGCGGAGCUCGAAGCAAUUCAGCAGGAACUUCUCGAAUACCGUGCGGUCGAGUGGUAGUAAUCUUCAAAGACAACAGCGACGGCAAUAUAGUCUUCGCGCGCCCGAUGCAGGAGACCCAAGAUUAAGCAAAGUUGAUGCCGGUGCACUCUCCAUCACCAAAACCACAACCCCGAAACCAAUCACUCCAAAUGAGGAGCUCAUCUUCGGACGAACAUUCACAGAUCACAUGCUGUCGCUUGAAUGGACAGCUGCAGACGGAUGGCUUCCACCACGGAUAACACCCUACCAAAACCUCUCACUAGACCCUGCGACUUGCGUGUUACACUAUGCAUUCGAAGCUUUUGAAGGAAUGAAGGCGUACAAGGAUAAAGAUGGGGACGUGAGGCUGUUUCGACCAGACAAGAACAUGGCGCGAAUGAACAAGAGUGCUGCCCGGAUAGCGCUUCCCACAUUCGAUGGAAACGCUGUCAUUGACUUGAUCAAGCGCUUCGUCAAGCUCGAGGAGAGAUUCAUACCUUCACAAAAGGGAUACAGCUUAUACAUCAGACCCAACAUCAUCGGAACCCAAAGAACGCUCGGAGUGGGUCCUCCUGGCAGCGCUAUGCUCUACGUGAUCGCCUCUCCUGUAGGGCCUUACUACCCAACAGGUUUCAAAGCCGUAUCACUAGAAGCCACUGACUACGCCGUUCGUGCCUGGCCUGGCGGUGUAGGUGCAAGCAAGCUCGGUGCCAACUAUGCACCAUGCAUCGUCCCACAAAUGCAAGCCGCGACUCGUGGCUUCCACCAAAAUCUCUGGCUUUUCCGCGACAUUGACCCGGAUACUGGCAGAGAGGAGGACUUCGUUACAGAGGUUGGCACCAUGAACUUAUUCGCUGCGAUUCAGAAUAAGGAUGGACAGAAAGAGCUCAUGACUGCGCCGCUCGAUGGCACAAUUCUUGAAGGCGUGGUACGAGAUUCUGUCUUGACACUGGCGAAAGAGCGACUCGGACCUCGCGGCUGGAAAGUGUCUGAGAGACGGUUCCCGAUGCGUGAACUCGUAGAAGCCGCGAAUGAAGGCCGCCUGCUUGAAGUUUUUGGGUCUGGAACUGCGGCCACUGUGUCUCCUGUGAGAGCGAUCUCUUACCAAGGCGAACUGGUCGACUGUGGUCUUCCAGCUGGUGAGGAGGUCGGACCCAUUGCUUUGCAGAUGAAGAACUGGAUCGAAGGCAUCCAGUACGGAGAGGAGGAUCAUCCAUGGAGCGUGAAAGCAUAAGCAUUGCUUGCAACGGACCCACAUGGCUUGAGGAGCCUAUGCUGCGCAUUCAGAGGCAGCAUUGUGGCGUUGUAUAUUGCCCCAUAGAAUCUGUAUCUUACGACUCAAGGCGCCCAGAGGCCGAUGCGGUCACUUCAAU